AACGACAGAGAGAAAAAGAAGGGAGGGACGGAGGGUAAGACAAACACGAGCCUGUCAGCAAGAGUGUCACUUGUUUUCAGAAGGAGCUGAGAACACCUGGAGGUUGUACCUGUACGUGUACCCUCACUAUCCCGUCUCCUUCUCUUUGGGCCCAGAAGAAGUGAAGGUGAAAAUGGUUCGGUGGUUCCACAGGGAUAUCUCUGGCUUGGAUGCUGAGUCUGUUUUGAAGAGCCGGGGCGUCCAUGGCAGCUUCCUGGCCCGACCCAGCAGGAAGAACCAGGGAGACUUCUCUCUCUCUGUCAGGGUGGGUGAGCUGGUGACCCACAUCCGUAUCCAAAACACAGGGGACUUCUACGACCUGUAUGGAGGGGAGAAGUUUGCCACGCUGUCCGAGCUGGUGGAGUACUACACUGCAGAGAACGGGAUCCUGCAGGACAAAGACGGCACCAUCAUCGAGCUCAAAUACCCCUUCAACUGCUCUGACCCCACCACCGAGAGGUGGUAUCACGGACACCUGUCAGGCCCCAACGCAGAGAAGUUGCUAUGGGAACGGGACGAGCCGGGCACCUUCCUGGUGCGGGAGUCUCUGUCCAAACCUGGAGACUUUGUUCUGUCUGUUCUGACUGAGGAGAAGAGCAAGGCAUCCAGCGGAGGGAGGAGGGUCUCACACAUAAAGAUCAUGUGCCAGAAUGACCGGUACACGGUGGGAGGCACAGAGAUGUUUGACACCCUGGCUGACCUGAUGGAGCACUACAAACGCAAAGGCAUCGAGGAGAUGUCUGGAACCUGGGUGCACCUCAAACAGCCCUACUUCUCCACCAGAGUGAACGCAGCAGACAUUGACAGCAGAGUGAGGCUGCUGGACCAGAUGGCCGAGAGAGAGAACGAGGGAGACAAGAAGAGCAAAGCAGGAUUCUGGGAGGAGUUUGAUACCCUUCAAAAGCAGGAGACAAAGGUGAAGAAGAGCAGAGAAGAAGGGAUGAGACCAGAAAACAAAAGCAAAAACCGAUAUAAGAACAUCCUUCCCUUUGAUGAGACCAGGGUCAUUCUGUCAUCUGGAGACCCCGAUAUCAUUGGCUCAGAUUACAUCAAUGGCAACUAUGUGACAAAUAAGUUACAGGAGUCUGGUGACCCGAAGGUGUACAUUGCCUGUCAGGGCUGCCUUGCAACAACCGUCAAUGAUUUCUGGCAGAUGGUGUGGCAAGAGAGGACAAGGGUCAUCGUCAUGACAACCAGGGAGGUCGAGAAGGGACGGAAUAAAUGUGUGCCAUACUGGCCAGAAAUGCAGGGCUCCAAAGAGGUGGGGCCGUAUGUGGUCACUUGGGUCUCUGAGAGAGAUGCCACUGACUACAAGAUCAGGGUUAUGGAGAUCUCCCCUCUGGAUCAGUCGGACUCGGUCCGUACUAUCUGGCACUACCAGUACCUGAGCUGGCCCGACCAUGGAGUUCCCGAGGAGCCAGGAGGGGUGCUCAGCUUCCUCACUCAGGUCAACACAAAACAGGCCGAGUUCGCCAACGCCGGGCCAAUGAUCAUCCACUGCAGUGCUGGAAUAGGCCGAACUGGCACCAUUGUGGUGAUCGACAUGAUCAUCGAGACCAUCGACACGAAAGGUCUGGACUGUGACAUAGACAUCCAGAAGAGCAUUCAGAUGGUGAGAGACCAGCGGUCAGGCAUGGUGCAGACUGAAGCCCAGUACAAGUUCAUCUACCUGGCCGUCUCUGAGUACAUAGAGGCCUCCAAGACCUACAACAAGGGAGCUGAGACAGAGUAUGGAAAUGUACAGUUCAAACACCAGCCUGCCAGCCGCAAGGUCUCCAAAAACAAGGAACAGGAAUUGUAUGAAAACCUAGCCAAAGGAAAGAAAGAUGUGAAGAAGCAGAAGUCAGAGGAGAAGAAGAGUGGCUCCGUGAGAAAAAGAUAGAGGAUGAGAGAGCUGUGUCCUGAUGAUUUAAUAUUGAAUUUGAUAUUAACUUUUUAUUUUAAAAGAUUUAUUUGAGUGUUUUUUGAUAUCAAGCGAUAAAGUUGUCUGUGAUAUAAUUAAGAUAUGGGGCGGCAGGGUAGCCCAGUGUUGGACUACCCUCGGCAGGGUAGCCGAGUGUUGGACUAGUAACUGGAAGGUUGCAAGUUCAAACACCCGAGCUGACAAGGUACAAAUCUGUCGUUCUGCCCCUGAACACACAGUUAACCCACUGUUCCUAGGCCGUCAUUGAAAAUAAGAGUUUGUUCUUAACUGACUUGCCUGGUUAAAUAAAGAUAAAAUAAAAUACAAUUAUAAUGCAAAGUACUGAUAGAUUUGGGCCGUGAACCAUGGAACCAUUCUGCAAAUGGUAAUUAAUGUAUUGACAUUUUUGCUGACAAUAAAGGCAGUAAUAUGCA
Molecule: messenger RNA, 2376 nt
Organism: Oncorhynchus keta (chum salmon)
Lineage: Eukaryota; Metazoa; Chordata; Actinopteri; Salmoniformes; Salmonidae
Product: tyrosine-protein phosphatase non-receptor type 6
Exons: 16
Coding region: 173-1921 (582 amino acids)
Biological process (GO): protein dephosphorylation
Molecular function (GO): protein tyrosine phosphatase activity
Source: RefSeq, a predicted model, not a curated record